This is a messenger RNA of Symbiodinium sp. CCMP2592, 2274 nucleotides long. The record is from the annotation of a GenBank genome assembly. Lineage: Eukaryota; Dinophyceae; Suessiales; Symbiodiniaceae.
AUGGCCCAUGGGGCCAGCAGCAAACUGAUUGCGGUGGAUAGGCCGUCUGCUGCAUCCCGCGAGGAUCCUUCCAUUCCGACCUCUCAGUUCUUUUCGGAGGGGGGCUACGGUCGCAAGCAAAAUUUGAAUGGCGGGGAAUCCCGGAAGUCCUUUCAUGGCUACCCUGAGGGCUAUGCCCAGCUGAUUGAGUCUCCGGACACUUGGCACAUCACACCCAUGCAGAUUGAUACUCGCAAUCGCGACUGCGGUGUCACACCUGCCAGCAUCACGAACUGCACCAAGUUCACACCAGGACCCGAGCCAAAACAGGCCAGGUACGGCCUGGGUGUGCCAAAGGACACGAACUACAGCGGCAUCUUAGAGUGCCCCUGCAACUCCCGGUACGGUGGAGAUCCCAUGUUCUACCCGGAGGCACAGACGAAGAUUGUCAGCCACAAGUAUACGAUCGUUGGGACAGGGGCCUGCGCGGCUGGUGAGCUGGUGGAGAAUGCCAGCGACUGCUUUGCAGCAGCCACGACUUUGGGCUUGAAUGCCUCCCACUUCAUAAACAAGAGCGUGGCCGAUCCUGCGCUACCACCGGGCUGCUCCGUGACGGUGGAAGCCAAUCAGUCGGCAGCGGUCUAUUUCAACACGGCCGGGCGAGGGAACUGCAGCGCCUCCUCGAAGCGCUCCGGGGAAGGGAUCUCCAAAGUCGGCGUGAAGAUUGCCAUUGAGGUGGAUGCAACGAACACGUUCCAGAGGUCACCCGCAGGGGAGUUCUGCGAAAACAAUCGCAAGGGCAAAAUCCAAGCGUUCCCCAUGCGGGGCUCUACAUUGGCAGCUGCAGAAGCAGCUCGCGACCAGUGUACCCAGUUUUGCUGGGAUGAUGCCAGCUGCUGGGGUUGCAGUGUGGACUGUGAGCAGGAGCCAUAUGCCUACGGCGCUCUCAUUUCCGCAUGCCAGUGGAACGCCAUCACAUCCUGUGGAAAGGUCAUGAAGUGGUCGGGAUCCAUCAGAGGUGACAUCAGUCAGAAGCAGCCGCAAGGUGGCAGCGUUCGGAUCACACUGUCGGGACCCGCAGGUGCAUGGUUUGGUGCCGGCUUCAAUGCUUCCGCCAUGGCCGACAGCCCCUACACCCUGGUGGCGAAUGACGCCGGAGUGACUGAGAGAAAGAUCGGCACCUGUGGUAGCGAAGCAGAGCACUGUCCGGGGGACCUCCUCUCGCCGAGCUUGAAGGUGCUAUCGAACUCCGUUGCGCAGGGUGUGCGCACAGUAGUGGUGUCCCGUGGCCUUGCGGGACUCACCAAGAACCACUACUCCUUCAACCCUCAUGGAGACGAGACCAUUCGCUUCAUCACGGCAGUUGGUCAGUCGCAGACCUUUGCAUACCAUCGUGCUCAUGGCCCAGCACAGGUGGCGCUGACCAGUGAAGGGUCCAACUCCUGCAUCUGUGACAAAGGCAUCACUGGCCGCCUUUGUGAGACAGGGGGAGUCAACUGCGCCGAGUUCGAGAAGGACUGUGUGGCCUUUCCUGCAGGGGACCUGAAGGCUCAGCGGAACCCGACCUGCAACUCGCGGCAGUACGCGGGAGGCCUCAGCUGCUGUCACCACAAGCGGAUCAUGCUGGAUGCAGACCAGGAGAUCCGCCCCGAGCUCCUGAGGUAUCACAUGAAGUUCCGGUUCUGGUUCCAGGAAUACAAGGCGAAGUCUGCGACAGGAGGUAAGGCUUCCCACGCGGACCUUCCCCGCAUCUACUACCAGACCGAGGCCCAUGCAGGUGAGUAUGACAUCCCCCCGGCUUUUGCCAAGCCGGGGCACCCCGUCGUGGGGUAUCCCGAUUGGCCUGUUGGGACUCCUACGCCAGGGACGAACUGUACUGGAACCUGCCCUGACGGCCCGGACUGCGAGUGUGUCCAUACCAUCACGUAUCACUGGACUGUCAGCAACAUCCGUCUCAUCUACGCUGGAGGGCACUGUCAUGCGCCCAGCUGCAUCUCUAUUGAGUUGUACCACAACCUCACCGGCACACCACAGCUCCUGUGCCGGCAGCUGCCUUAUUAUGGCCAGGGAAAUUUCCCCAAGGACAAGUGGGACGAAGCCGGCUAUGUAACCUUGCCUCCCUGUCUCUGGAGUGACGAAGAUCCAAAUCUGGACCGAUCUGUUUGGCUGCCGGCCAACACACCGCUUUUCUCUAUCAAGAAGAAUAACAACACCCACCUUGGUCACUUUGGCGAGAUGGCUUCCUGGCAGAUGCGCGGCGUGAGCUUCCCGGCGGACCCACCCACCUUCGUGUGA